GCAGCACACGCCUGACAGGAGGCUCACUUCCGGUUGGGCGCCCAGGUGCUCCCCGCUCUAAGGUCCAGCCUCCCGCCCUGCCCUGUCCCAGGUGACCACAUGACCAGAGGACCUUGCCCUGGGAGCCCGGCAGGAGGAAGUGUCCUAACGCGAGCUGCUGGUGUCGGGGGGCUGGGCGCUGCCUGGGGCACAGACCGCUGCCUCCACCCGGGCUGUGGAGCCUGCCCACCCCCCCCAGACGCCCCAGCUGCAGCGGGAAGCCGACCCCUCCCCCAGACACAGGGAGACAGGGCAUGGCGCAGGCGGCAGGGGCCCCGCGGCCGGGGGCUGGGCAGCCGCCCCUGGUGUUCAAGCUGGUGCUGCUGGGGAGCGGCUCCGUGGGCAAGUCCAGCCUGGCCCUCCGCUACGUGAAGGACGACUUCAGGAGCACGCUGCCGACCGUGGGCUGUGCGUUCUUCACCAAGGUGGUGGAUCUGGGCGCUGCGCCUGUGAAGUUGGAGAUCUGGGACACGGCGGGCCAGGAGAAGUACCACAGCGUGUGCCACCUCUACUUCCGGGGCGCCAACGCCGCGCUCUUGGUGUACGACAUCACCAGCAAGGAGUCCUUCCACAAGGCUCAGCAGUGGCUGAAGGACCUGGAGAAGGAGUCCUCCCCGGGGGAGGUCGUGGUGAUGCUGGUCGGCAACAAGGCGGACCUCGGCGAGGAGCGGGAGGUGCCGUUGGAGGAAGGCAAGGAGUUCGCUGAGAGCCAGCGCUUGCUGUUCAUGGAAACCUCCGCCAGAGCCAACCUCCAGGUGACCGAGGCCUUCAGCACCGUUGCCCGGGAGCUGCUGCAGAGGGCAGAGAGGGAGCAGCGCCAGACUCCGAGGGGAGAUGCCCGACUGGCCUUGAACCAGGGGCCCACAGGGUGGGCCAAGUGCUGCACCCACUAGAAGUAUCCACUCCAGGAGGGGCCUGGGGAGGGUGCCCCUGGCCUGGGCCCGGCUGGUCCUCAGGGUGAGCCACUGCCAGCCCCGUAUGGACCGCAGCACUUGACUCUGGGUCAGCGUUGAGGCUGGUUGGUCCCUGGAGGGGCCCGAAGCUGAUGCCCCUCAGCACAAGUGCCCCGCAGAGCCUUGGGGGUCAUUCGGGAGAGGACCGGCGUCCGACAGCCUCAGUUCCCACCCCUGGGCGCAGACUGAAUCCCAGGUGCCCAGGUGAGGCAUGCCCGCCCCUGCCUGGCACCCCUGGCAUCCCCUCGGCUGCUCAGGGCUCAGAGGAACAAAACGGGUCACAAGUGAAACGGGGCAGGACAGGGUCUGGAUGGCUGUGGUGGGUGCAUGGUCCUCUUACCCCAGGGGCUGGGCAGGACCCGGCUGCUGCUGGGAUUGACGAGAGGACGGAGCAGGCCCAGGGGAGGGGGAGUGACCAUCCCGGGGGUGGGCCCAUGUUCACUGGGCCUCAGAGAAGUUCCCCUGGAGGGGUGGCAGCGGCAGGGGUCUGUGGGGGGCCCUGUCCCAGCUGCAAGUUUGCUGAGGCCACGCUGGUGCCCAGUGAGCUCUUGUGAGGCCGAGCCUGCUGGCCCGAGGUGGAAACUGUACCACUUAGGGGUUUUUCUUCAAAAAUUAAACCACUUU
Artibeus jamaicensis (Jamaican fruit-eating bat) is the source of this 1616-nucleotide messenger RNA. RefSeq names its product RAB17, member RAS oncogene family (gene RAB17). Gene Ontology annotation, cellular component: endosome. The record is from RefSeq and is a predicted model, not a curated record. The coding region runs from base 294 to 932 and encodes 212 amino acids. Lineage: Eukaryota; Metazoa; Chordata; Mammalia; Chiroptera; Phyllostomidae. Gene Ontology annotation, molecular function: GTPase activity; GTP binding. The transcript has 6 exons.